GAUAGUGUCUGUAUCAGAAUUCAAAAUGAGAAAGAUUCAUAAUAUGUUCAGUAUGGUUCAAGCUAUUACUGUUCUCACGGUGUUGAAGAUGCUCGUGAAUGCUCAAACCACUUGUAAUGGUGGGGCAGGUAGAGUUGUUUAUGAAAGAUUACCAGAUCAACAAUUACAAGGCUUCGACGACGAAGUGGUAAGGGAUACAGCACCGCCAUUCCGCGUACUAGAAAAAUGCCAAGAGCUGUGUCUCAGGGAUCGGACGGCUACCAACAACUUGGUGCGAGCUUGUUCGAGCUUUGAUUUUCAACCCGGUAGCAGAAUAGCAUCGUUCAGUGGUGCCGCCGAAUACGAAGAAAGCACCUGCUAUUUGAGCGCUGAGCAAGCACAACCGGAAGGCAUAGGAAACCUUAUGAUGGUUCCCAAUAGCGUGCAUUUCACGGAAGUGUGUUUGACAUCCAGCCGAAUUGAAAGGGAAUGUCCGAAUAGACGCUACGUUUUUGAAAGGCAUUCGCGGAAAAAGCUCAAGCUUCCAACGACGGAUGUGAAAGAAAUUACCGCCGCUAACAGAACGGAAUGCGAGGAUCGAUGUCUUAACGAAUUUAGUUUUGUUUGCCGAUCAGCCACUUACGAUGUAUCCAUGAGAAGCUGCUCACUCAGCCGCUUUACAAGAAGAACACAUCCUGAACUUCUUGAAGACAAUGCCAAUUCAGAAUACUUAGAAAACACCUGCUUAAAUGCUGAACAUCGCUGCGAUGGAUUGGCGGUAUUCAUAAAGGAAGAAAACAAACGGCUACGUGGUCCUUUUGAAGUUGACAUUUAUACAAAUUUAACUCUUGACGAGUGCCAGGCGCUUUGCCUGAGGGCAGAAAAGUAUUUCUGUCGGAGCGUCGAAUUCGAUGAACAGACUCGACAGUGCGUCAUUUCAGAAGAAGAUUCCGUUUCUCAAAGAGAUGAUAUUGGAAUUAGCAGUACACCUAGUUAUCACUUUUACGAUUUAGUUUGUUUGGAUAAUCCACGAGGUUCCGAAUAUCCGGACAAUAGCGUCUCCUCUCACCUAUUCACCGAUGGUCGCAGGCCUGACACGGCCUUUCAACGCUUCCGAAAUUCCCGACUCAGUGGGGAAUUUCACUCGGAGAUCACGGGUCGGAGUCUGAGCGAAUGCCUCGACGAGUGCCUCAGGCAGACGAGCUUCCAAUGCCGGAGCGCCGUUUACUCGGAAAAUUAUAGGACCUGCAGACUCAGCAGGUUUAAUCAAAAGGAUGGACAUCGUAUUAUUUACGAUGCCGAUUAUGAUUACUACGAGAACCUUAUGCAUCAAUACAUAGACAACGAAGGAGGGCCAGGAUACAGACCGGAUCCAUUAGGUCAGGACACAAAACAUGGACGACCAUUCUUAGGAAGACCCGGAUACUCUGACGACUAUCCAGGUGGGAAUAAGGUAGAGCGCCCAGAUAAAUAUCCCUAUCCAGGCAGUCGUUACCCCAUUCACUAUUUGCCGGGUGACGAGCGUUACCUCACUUCCGGUGGUGGUCGUCCUCAUUAUCCGCCAUCGGGUCCAGAUCGUUACCCUAUGGGUGGCGCAGAGCGUUUUCCAUCUGACGAACGUUACCCACUGGUCAAUCGCUAUCCAAUGGACCGCUACCCAGUCAGUGACCGCUACCCUAUGGGAGAUCGCUACCCCAUUGGUGAUCGCUACCCAACAACCGAUGACCGCUACCCAAUGCGACCUAUCAGUAGUCGCUAUCCCAGUCGACCUUCACCACUACCGUUACGGCCGGGUUUGGGAAACCGCUUUCCAGGGAUCAUACACAGAUAUCCAGUCAUAACAUCUCUCGACCGUCCAAGCGGUUAUACUCCUGGACCACGGUUCCCAAUCGGCACCACUGGCUUUCCAGCUCUGGAUGAUCGUUAUCCCCAACAGCCUCCAGCUACAUCCCUAGAUCGUUAUCCUUUGCCGGAGGAUUCACCCGAUAGAUUUCCAGGAGGAAUAGAUGGAAAUAGACUUCCGGAAAGAUUUCCAUCCGGAGAUAGAUAUCCGGAAAAGGAUGGUUAUCCAUAUCCCGAGAGGUAUCCUGGCUACACGGGCAAGGAUUACAAUGAUCGGCCAGGGUCGGGGCGACCAUCGAGUGGCCCCGGAGCUUCCAUCGGCGGUAACUCUCUGGGCCCGGGUGGCUACGACGAAGGGGCCAUAAUCGGCGGUGGUUACAUCGGCGAAGGCGGCGUUUAUCACUCGCGUCCCUUCGGAACGAGCGGUGGUCCAAUAAUCGGUCGUCCGCCUUUACUCUCACGCUGUGACGAACAGGAAAACUUCCGCCAGGUUGGACAAGGUACAAGAGUGCGUAAACCCUUCGUGCGCCGAUACACGACCGCCUCCUCCUUAUCCCAGUGCGAGCGCGAAUGCGCCGACGCCCGGGACUUCGUCUGCAGGUCCUUCAAUUUCCGACCUUAUGCCGCUCUUUUCGGGGCCGAAAGGGACAAUUGUGAGCUCAGUGACCGAGAUUCUCGCGACAUGGAUAUGGGCAAUCCCAUUUAUUACGACAGCAGCUCUGAUUAUGACUUUUACGAGCGGAAUAAUGGCAGGCAAGGAGGAGAUGAAUGCCUCGAUGUAAGUCAAGUUUGCAACGAAGACGGUAUGGAAUUUACAUUACGAACACCAGAAGGCUUUAUUGGACGAAUUUAUACUUAUGGAUAUUAUGAUCGAUGCUUCUUCCGCGGAAACGGUGGAACUGUGAACGUUUUAAGAAUUAGUGGGGCUCAAGGAUACCCAGAGUGUGGAACUCAAAGAUACGGUGAUACAAUGACGAAUAUCGUAGUGGUUCAAUUCUCUGAUUAUGUUCAAACUGGAAGAGAUAAGCGUUUUAAUUUGACUUGUCUAUUUAGAGGCCCAGACGAAGCCGUUGUUACUUCUGGUUACAUCGGAGCCGGCAGAUCGGGUUCGCCAAUACCGAUUGAAUAUUUACCAGCUGAGAAUACAUUGAGCUCGCGAGUUCGAUUAUUGAUCCUUUAUCAAGGAAGGCCAACUACCACUAUUGCCGUUGGUGAUCCACUUACAUUUAGAUUAGAAGCUCAAGAUGGAUAUAAUUACGCGACUGAUAUAUUUGCAACAAACGUCGUUGCCAGAGAUCCGUAUUCAGGAAGAAGUGUUCAACUAAUCGAUAGAUAUGGUUGCCCAGUGGACAACUAUGUUUUCCCUGGUCUAGAUCGGCUACGAGAUGGAGAUAGUCUUGAAGCUCGGUUCAAUGCCUUUAAAAUACCGGAAUCGAACUUUUUAGUUUUUGAAGCAACGGUACGGACAUGUAGAGAUGGUUGUCAACCUGCUUUCUGCUCAUCAAGUACUGGUAGAAGUGAACCGUCUUAUGGACGGAGGCGCAGGUCCGUCACUAAUGACUCUGAAAUUGAUGAUAAGUCGAAUUCAACUAAGAGCAAUACCGCCCACAUUGUUAAAUCCCCAAGCAAUAUCAAUGGGACUAAUGCCGAAGUGAAAGACGCUUCCGAGAACGAGGAAGAGUUUGUAAGAGAAAUGAUAGAAGUUUUUGAUUCGAGAUACGAUAUGUCAGAAGAAGAAAAUACCGUAGCUGAAAAAAGAAUUUCUCCGGUAGCCGAUACUGUUUGCAUUACUCCAAACGAGUAUUAUGGACUUAUGACUGCCGUGGUCGUACUCGUUGUUCUUUUAUCGUCUAUAGUGCUUUUAACAGUAUUAAUAUACAAGAAAUACGUAUAUACAGUAGUAGUCAAAAAUCGUAAAGUUGAUAGACUGUCAACUCCUAGCAAGAAUUCAGAAGACCUUUACAGUACACGAGCAAAUAAUUUUUCCUUCCUACGCUCAGGUCUUCAAAAUCCAUCUCAUUCCUCACCAAUCGGUAGAUCCUUGGGCAAUAUGCUUAGUCAACGCUCGUUAUCUUCGACAACUUUAUCCAGAAUUGUUGGAAGCAAUCCUAGACUAAAUUCAGACCCGAGUGAGCCCAUAUAUACGGAUCCAUCACUCUUUGAGGUCUCGCGAUGCACUUUGGUAGAAUCAAAAACCGCGCAAGACGAUAAUUUUCAUCUGAUAUAAAUGCUUGUCGACAUUAUAUAACGUCUUCUAGAACACAUUAAGUAUUUCGACAGUACAAUAAAAAUCAACAAAUAUUUUAUUCUUUUCAUGCAAAUAUUUUAAA
This is a messenger RNA of Ceratosolen solmsi marchali, 4151 nucleotides long. RefSeq names its product no mechanoreceptor potential A (gene nompA). The record is from RefSeq and is a predicted model, not a curated record. Gene Ontology annotation, biological process: anatomical structure morphogenesis. Lineage: Eukaryota; Metazoa; Arthropoda; Insecta; Hymenoptera; Agaonidae. The transcript has 18 exons. Bases 26 to 4048 code for a protein of 1340 amino acids.